Molecule: messenger RNA, 1175 nt
Organism: Spinacia oleracea (spinach)
Lineage: Eukaryota; Viridiplantae; Streptophyta; Magnoliopsida; Caryophyllales; Amaranthaceae
Exons: 5
Coding region: 166-792 (208 amino acids)
Biological process (GO): proteasome regulatory particle assembly
Cellular component (GO): nucleus; cytoplasm
Molecular function (GO): protein binding
Source: RefSeq, a predicted model, not a curated record
CAUUAUUAUCGGCCAAAUGUGCCGUAAAUACGAAUGGGCGUACUUCUUUGGUGCCCUUGCCCUAACUUUAACGUGGCAUUGUUAAAACAACCUGCAAAACUCCGGGAAAAUUACGGAAAAUCAAGAAGCUUUGAUCUGCAGACUGCAGAGUAAAGCUUAAGAGUAAUGGUGGGAACGAACUUGAAGGAAGCAACAGUGACGCAAAUGGAUCAAAGGGGUGCCAUGGAGUCUGAGAUGAACGCAAUUAUUCAGCGUCUUUGCUACUCAGGAGGUCCAGGUCUAUCUGCCAACCUUGUCGACUCUGAGGGCUUCCCUCGUACAGAUAUUGAUAUUCCUGCUGUUCGUGCAGACCGUCAACGUCUAGCUGAGCUUAAAAUUGACCACAAAGAUCUCACAGAGAAAAUCAGUCAAAAUAUACAACUUAUGCAUGCAGCAAAACUGGGACCUAAGUUUUCAACCACCACGGAUUCAGAUAAUGUUGGCAUGAGGAGUACUGCUGUACCUGCAGAUGUGCAUGCAAUUAGCAGAUUACCUUUUGCAGUGGUAGAUGAAAUAGUUGAGGAAUCUCCUGCAGCAGAAGAUGGUUUGCAGCUAGGGGAUCAGCUGGUUAAAUUUGGAAGUGUAGAGUCUGGGGAGAACUUACUCUCGAGGCUUGCUUCUGAAGUUCAGAAAAAUCAGGGCCUUGCAACAUCUGUGGUGGUUAUGAGGCAGGGUGUGCUGACGAGCUUACACAUUACUCCUAGAACAUGGCGAGGCAACGGUUUACUGGGAUGUCAUUUUAAAUUUCUCUGAUGCCAUACUUCUAUAUUAGCAAGGUGAAGCGAGCUUCUAGGCGUUGUGUUUGUGUAUUGCAAGGGGCUUUCUACAACCUGGUUCCAUGUUGCUAUUUCUAUCUUCUGUCUGUCUCUCAGUGCUGUUAGUUUGUAUAAAUCAGAGUUGCUUGAACAUAUUUAGUUUUUUCUUGGGGGUUUGUUUAUUUGGACUCCGCCCUGUUCGUAUGAGGCGUAUUUUGCUUCAUAGUGGUGGUUUACUGACAUUUGCGUGCCAUGAGAACUCGGUACUUUUAAGUCUACUUGGAGGUGCUGAGUCUUCACAUCCCCAUAUCCGAGACAAGAUCUACAAUAGUUUCUUUUUGGCGGCAAAAUCACGCCUUUGAAGAAGUGAGAAAGUUUCAA